AUGGUCCAACUUAGUAGCGAUCCAACGUUCCACUACCAGAUUCUCCGUGCCCUGGGCCUGGCGAGCUAUGGCGGUGCCGAUAUAGGGGAAGUCCUCGCUACGGCUGACCAAAUCAAACCGGGAGACUUUGAGUCAUUCUACACAGCAUUUCGCGACCGUGCCGAACGGAUCGUUGCGCAGGUGCAACAGAUGAGCAAUGCGGUUUCGAUCCGCGACGCCCUCUUCCGUGCCUCGACCUACUUCCGCCUGGCCGAUCUCUACAUCCACGACAACUGGGACGAUCCUCGGAUUCUCAAUGUAUGGGAGAAGCAGACGGAAUGCUUUGAUCGGGCCAUGUCGCUCUUACCGAUCCCCGGCGAGCGGAAAAUGCUGGUAUCUCUAGCAGGCUUCGAGAUUCCCAUUAUCGUAUUUCCAGCUAGCUCAGACCCCGGGAAGAAGCGUCCGACGAUAAUAAUGUGCAGCGGCCUUGACGGGUCCAUGGAAGAGAUGUACCACGUCCACGGCAUUGCCGCGUUACAGAGAGGCUACAAUGUGGUCUGCUUCGAAGGGCCCGGUCAGGUGUUCACCCGCCGAUCACAGGGCCUCGGAUUUAUCUUGGAGUGGGAACAGGUCGUCAGCCCUGUGAUGGACUACCUCGAAACCUUGUCCUGUGUCGACAUGGCCAAGGUCGCCCUGCUUGGAUAUUCCUUGUGUGGUCUUCUCGGAGCUCGCGCUGCCGCUUUCGAGCACCGGCUUGCCGCCCUAUUCUGUGUCGACGGAAUGUACGAUAUGACGCGGACACCGAUCUUCCCCGUCGCUACUGCGGUGGUGAAGCAGAGACUUGCUGCCGCGGACUCGGCCGGUGUCUCAUCGAUCCAAGCCAUGAUGCAGGAUCCCCAUGUUCCGACGACCCUGCGCUGGGCGCUUUCGCACUGCAGGUGGGCUUUCAACGUCAAGUCGCCCGUCGAGCUUCUCGAGAAGCUCCGACGCUUUACCAUUUCCAAUGUGGUGGACAAGAUCCAGUGUCCCGUCCUGGUGUGCGAUGCCGUCGAAGAUCACUUUGCCAAAGGCCAGGCCGAAAUGGUUGCGGACGGGCUGGGUGAGAAAGCCACGCAUGUGGUCUUCACGAGAGACGAUGCUGCAGAACAGCACUGCCAUCUGGGCGCGGCUAGGUUUUGCAAUCAAGUCAUCUAUGAUUGGUUUGAGAAGACUCUCUUGAAGAAGUGA
Messenger RNA from Fonsecaea erecta, 1206 nucleotides. RefSeq lists its product as hypothetical. The record is from RefSeq and is a predicted model, not a curated record. NCBI's taxonomy places the organism in Eukaryota, Fungi, Ascomycota, Eurotiomycetes, Chaetothyriales, Herpotrichiellaceae. The transcript has a single exon. Bases 1 to 1206 code for a protein of 401 amino acids.